AUGGCCGAAUCCCCGCGCUCUGUCCGCAGAAGAACAAACCUUUCUACGUCGCAGCCUUGGUCGGACCAGGACAGAACCAUGCUGUGGCAGCUGCGCCAGGAGCUCAGUCACCUGACCUGGACGCAGCUCUAUGAAGUCGUUGGACCCCAGUUUCCCGGUCGAUCCAAGUCUGCCAUAACUCAGGAGUGUCAAAAAAUGGAAAGGGUCGAUGCUGAACGACGAAUGCAAUCCAUUAAGGACAGAAGGAAUGGACAUGCCACUGCUUUCAAGCCUGCCAAACGUCCCAUGGGAGACAGUUCAGAAUAUCUGAAGCGUCGACUGCCAAAAGAACCCAGACUAUAUGAUCAUACCGCGGAUGAAAGCAGUGACGACGGCGGAGAUAUUGAGUUCAGUGGCCAAAGGCAACCAAGUCUAUCACGUCAGUCGCCGGCUGUACCGCGUCCCCACGAGAACCCUCUCCAUGGCCCGAUGAGUGUACAAUCCUUCCGGCCGCAACAGCACAAGAUGUCCGAAAUACAACGCAAAUCAAAGUCACAUACUUCCCCUGAUGGAGUAAGAACUCCUGCGCCCGACGAAGCUUCAAAGUCUAGGCCAGACAUUCGAUCUCACACCUACCCUUUACAGCGCCGUUCAGCCGAGAGGAUGGCAUCUGCCACCUCUCAAGCCGAUAUCCAUACUAUGUCACCAAGCAUUCCUCAAUCCCGGUCAAACCAUGCAGUUACCAUAGCGGGAGAUCCUACAUUAACCCCACAAGCAACUACGUUACCAAAUACGCCCAAUAGUGAUGUCACUCAGGCCGCUAAUUCUAACUGCCCCAUGCCGAGCCAUUCAUCUCUGCAACUACCACCAAAGCCGCCCACCCCACAAUCAACCACCCAAGAGCCAACCCAUCAACAAUCAACCCCCCAGCAGCCAACUCAUGAAAAGCCAAGUCAUCAACAGCCAACUUAUCAACAACCUGCUCCCCAACCACCACCACCCACCUCGCAGCCACCAUCACCGCCAGGCGAGCCUAACAAGCAAUAUAUAGAGCAGCUAACUGGAGAUCAAUGCCUUGAUGGGGCCGUCCACCUUCUCGCUCGCUUGACGCGAAUCCGCAUCGAAGAGAGCAUGGCACAAGGCGAGAGGCCAACCGAAAACACGGCUCUCCGGCAAAAGAUAGCUGACCUGGAGUCCCGACUUGAAGUUCAAACUCAGCAGUUAUCAUUAGGAAAUGCAAAGCUUCUAGCUAUGGAAAAGGAAGUCGAAGAGACGAGAAAGGAGAUAAAGGAGAUGAGGAAGGAAAGAAACGUUGAAUCUCAAAGGCUGGAGGAAAUUUCCCAGGUGCUUGGGGUAUUGGGCAAUGCGGCAAAGCUAUUCAAUACUCCCGCCAUGCCACCGUCCACUGGAGCUGCAAGUUGA
Molecule: messenger RNA, 1401 nt
Organism: Aspergillus mulundensis
Lineage: Eukaryota; Fungi; Ascomycota; Eurotiomycetes; Eurotiales; Aspergillaceae
Exons: 4
Coding region: 1-1401 (466 amino acids)
Source: RefSeq, a predicted model, not a curated record